Messenger RNA from Dothidotthia symphoricarpi CBS 119687, 1626 nucleotides. Its product is annotated as cytochrome P450. NCBI's taxonomy places the organism in Eukaryota, Fungi, Ascomycota, Dothideomycetes, Pleosporales, Dothidotthiaceae. Bases 1 to 1626 code for a protein of 541 amino acids. The record is from RefSeq and is a predicted model, not a curated record. The transcript is spliced from 5 exons. Gene Ontology annotation, molecular function: heme binding; iron ion binding; oxidoreductase activity, acting on paired donors, with incorporation or reduction of molecular oxygen.
AUGUCUCUCUCAUUUUACGCUUUUGUGGCCUCCCUACUGGCUUUGGCUGCCUAUAGGCUCAGCAAAGUUGGUCGUAGGCCGGUAGGUUAUCCUCCUGGCCCACCCACACUGCCAUUGAUUGGAAACCUACACUUGAUGCCUAAGGAGAAGGGCCACCUUCAGCUCCAAAAAUGGGCAGAAGAAUAUGGCCCAGUGUACUCGCUCAUUCUCGGUACGAAGGUCAUGAUUGUGCUAUCCUCGGAUCAAGCUAUCAAGGACCUGCUGGAUAAGCGGAGUGGGAUUUAUUCCUCGCGUCCGGACAUGUAUCUUGGCCGGCUUGUGAGUGGUGGCCUGCGCGUUGUGCUCAUGGAAUACGGCGAAACCUGGCGCAUGGUUCGUAAGAUCGUCCACAACAGCUUAAGCCUCACGGCAGCAAGAUCGUAUGUCCCGUACCAGGACCUAGAGAGUAGGGCUAUGCUUGUUGGUUUGCUGGAAAAGCCAGACCUGUUCAUCGAUCAUAUUCGGCGAUACACCAAUUCUUUGACGACCCAGAUGACCUUCAGCUUCCGCACAACGAGCAUCGAUGAUCCCAAAUUGAAGCAACUCUAUCACGGUUUUGAGAAGUUCAGUGAGGUCAUCGGAACCCAGACCGCGGCACUUCUUGAUUUGUAUCCCCUCCUUCGAGCACUACCAGACAUCGUGCUUCCGCUACGGCGAUAUGCAAAGAAACUGCACGAGAAAGAAAGUGAGCUGUAUAUCGGUCAUUGGCUUAACGUGAAAAAGGCUAUCAAGAAUGGUACGGCCAGGCCAUGUUUAUGUUUUGACCUAGCCCGUGCCCAAGAUGAGGAGGGGUUCUCUGAUGCCCUUGCCGGUUAUGUCAGCGGCUCGAUGCUAGAGGCAGGCUCCGAUACAACGGCUGCAACGCUCAUCGGCUUCUUUCAAGCAAUGGUCCUGUUCCCUGAAGCUGCAAAAGCCGCACAGGAGGAACUUGAUCGCGUGUGUGGCGACCGCUUUCCGACCCUAGAUGAUGAGCCAAAUCUGCCUUACAUCCGCGCCUGCGUGAAGGAGAGCAUGCGUUGGAUGCCGACAGCCAUAUUGGGCAUCCCACACGCCGUCAUUCGGGAUGAUGAGUACAUGGGCUACAAGAUCCCAAAGGGCGCGGGAAUCAUGUGGAACGUCUGGGCAAUCCACAAUGAUCCCAAGCGGCAUCCUGAUCCACGACGCUUCGACCCGGCCCGCUACAUCGACGAUCGCCAGACUGCAGCGGAGGCGGCGAACAACCCAAUUGCUGCAAAGCGCGAUCAGUUCGUGUUCGGUGCAGGUCGACGCUUGUGUCAGGGUAUGCAUAUCGCUGAGCGGUCGCUUUUCCUCGCCAUAGCACGUUUGCUGUGGGCGUUUGACUUCCACAAAGCACGCGAUGCAGACGGUAAUGAGAUGAUACCCGACGCGAGCGAAUUAACGGAGGGGAUAUUGGUACAACCGAAGCCUUUCCCAGCUCGAAUUGUGCCGAGAAACAGUGACAAAGCUGCGAGCGUAGAGUCGGAGUGGGGCAAGAUGUCGGACUUGCUGGAUGAGGACCUGCAGUGGAAGGUGCUUCCUGAGGGGCUGCUCUGGAAAGGGUAUAGCCAGACCCCUAAGGCACCUUGA